Molecule: messenger RNA, 8609 nt
Organism: Heteronotia binoei (common prickly gecko)
Lineage: Eukaryota; Metazoa; Chordata; Lepidosauria; Squamata; Gekkonidae
Product: unconventional myosin-X-like
Exons: 40
Coding region: 83-6250 (2055 amino acids)
Cellular component (GO): cytoskeleton; myosin complex
Molecular function (GO): ATP binding; protein binding; cytoskeletal motor activity
Source: RefSeq, a predicted model, not a curated record
CGGAGAGGGGCGCACUGUCUCUCCCGCGUCUGGCAGACAGGCGUCGUCUUCUGCACGAGGCGGGCAGGAGAUUCCGAAGCAGAUGGACUCCCAGCUGCAAGAGGGAACUCGCGUGUGGCUCCAGGAGAAGGACCAGCUGCAGCCCUGCACUGUUGAAUCCUGCGCUGAUGGGUCAGUGCUCUUCACUUCGGACUAUGGUGAGAGGUUUUGCUACCCAUGGGCCUCUCUGCCCAGGGAAAAGAUCCUGCCAAUGCACCAGUCCAGCGUGGAGGGAGUGGAGGAUAUGUCCAUGCUGGGGGACUUGCAUGAGGCUGCCAUCUUGCUCAAUCUGCACCAGCGCUACCAGCAGGACCGGAUUUAUACAAAUAUUGGUUCCAUCUUGAUCUCCGUGAAUCCUUAUAAGCCCAUCACUGGCCUGUAUGAUGUGGCUACCAUUGACCUGUACCGACAUCACUGCCUGGGUGAGCUGCCGCCCCAUAUUUUUGCCACAGCCAGUGAGUGCUACAGCUGCCUGUGGAGGCGCCAUGACAGCCAGUGUAUCCUCAUCAGUGGAGAAAGUGGAGCUGGAAAGACAGAGAGCGCCAAGUUGCUGAUGAAGUUCCUGUCAGCCAUGAGCCAGACCUCACUGGGUGGUCCUAUGUCAGAGAAGAGUACACAUGUGGAGGAGGCCAUCAUGGAGAGCAGCCCUAUCCUGGAGGCUUUUGGAAAUGCUAAGACGGUUUAUAACAACAACUCAAGUCGCUUUGGCAAAUUCAUCCAGCUGCAUUUUUCCCAGUAUGGACACAUCCAGGGAGGAAGAGUUAUUGACUGUAUCCGAUUUCAGAACAGAGUUGUUCAUCAGAAUCCAGGAGAACAUAAUUAUCAUAUCUUCUAUGCCUUGCUAGCUGGUGUCUCAGGGGAACAAAAAGAAGCCCUAUGCCUGCUGGAGCCCAAGAGCUAUCAUUACCUGAAUCAAUCUGGCUGUGUAACUAAUGAGAACCUGGAUGACAAAGAGAUGUUCAGCAAUGUCACGACUGCUCUUGAAGUGAUGGGGUUCAGUUCUGAAGAGAUCCGGGACAUUUUCAAACUUCUUUCUGGCAUUCUGCAGCUUGGAAACAUUGAGUUCAUGACAGCUGGAGGAGCUCAGAUUACAACCAAAACUGCACUUAAUAACUCCAGUGAACUGCUUGGCUUGGAUACCUUCCAGUUGUCUGAGGUGCUCACUCAGAGAUCCAUGUUUCUACGGGGCGAGGAAAUAAGCUCUCCCCUCACUGUGGAGCAGGCUACUGACUCCAGGGACUCACUCGCCAUGGCCCUUUAUUCACAGUGUUUCUCGUGGAUCAUUGGCAAAAUUAAUGCAAAAAUAAAGGGGAAGGAAAACUUUAAGUGUGUAGGAAUCUUGGAUAUCUUUGGAUUUGAGAAUUUCCAGGUGAAUCGCUUUGAGCAGUUUAACAUUAACUAUGCAAAUGAGAAGCUCCAGGAGUACUUCAACAAGCACAUAUUCUCCCUGGAGCAGCUUGAAUACAACAGAGAGGGGAUAUGCUGGGAAGCCAUUGAUUGGAUGGAUAAUGCAGAAUGCCUGGAUCUUAUUGAGAAGAAACUUGGUUUGCUGGCACUGAUUAACGAAGAAAGUAGAUUUCCCAAAGGUACAGAUGGCACCCUUCUGGAAAAGAUCCAUAGCCAGCAUGGGAGCAACCAAUAUUACUUGAAGCCCCGGGUGUCAGAUUUCCACUUUGGGAUCCAGCACUAUGCCGGAGAGGUCCUUUAUGAUGUGAGGGGCUUUCUAGAGAAAAACAGAGACACUUUUCGGGAUGAUAUUUUAAACAUGCUGAAAGACAGCAGGCUGGACUUCAUCUAUGACCUCUUUGAAAGAGUCUCAGGGUGCAGCAAUGAGGACACGCUGAAGAUGGGAACUCAGAGACGCAGGCCGACUGUCAGCUCCCAGUUCAGGGACUCCUUACACUCUUUGAUGGCCACACUCAGCACUUGCAAUCCACUGUUCAUUCGCUGCAUCAAGCCCAACCUGGAGAAGGCUUCGGACCUCUUCAAUCCGGACGUGGUGCUAAAACAACUGCAAUACUCAGGCAUGCUGGAAACAGUGAAAGUUCGGAGAGCUGGCUUUCCUGUUCGGCGGCUCUUUCAAGAUUUCCUCUGCAGGUAUAAGAUGCUGCUGAAAAAGAUGAGCAAUGCAGAGAAUGCAAAACCUACUUGUGCAUCCUUUCUGCAGACAUAUGACAGUGCCCAGAGAGAAUGGAAGCUGGGGAAAACCAAGGUUUUCCUGAAGGAGGCUCUGGAGCAAAAACUGGAGAAGGCCCGGGAAGAGGAGCUGAGGAAGGCGGCGACCAUCAUCCGAGCCCACGUCCUGGGCUACAUGGCAAGGAAGAGAUAUCAAAGGGUCCUUGCGAGUGUUGUAAUAAUCCAGAAGAAUUAUCGUGCUCACUUCUGGAAGAGGUCUCUCCUGCGUCUGAAGGCGUCUGCCAUUGUUCUACAGAAACACUGGCGUGGACAGUUGGCACGAAGCCUCUAUCAACACCUGCUACAGGAAGAGCAGAGGCAGAAACAGGAAGCCGAGGAGCAGAGGCGGCAAGAGGAAGAGAGGAUUAAAAAGGAGGAAGAGGAAAGACAAUGGCAAGAAGAGAAGGAGCAUAAGAGGAAGCAGUUGGAGGAAGAAGAGGAGAAGAAACGCAGAGGAAAAGAGCAACUGGAAGCCACACUGCAGAUGGCGCAGGUGGAGGUGUUCAAGAUUCAAGAAGACGACCAACCGUUGCAAGAAGAGGAACAGCGUCAGAUGGAGGAGAUCCUGCGGCUAGAAAGGGAGAUUGAGAAGUUGCAGUGGCAGCAGAAGACAGACCAUGUUUCCAUUGUCUGUGAAAACACCAAGAAUGAGAUAAAGCGCCAGCGGGAAGAGGAGAUACAGAGGCUGGAGAAGGAAGCUUCCAGGGUGGCGCAGGAAUUCUUGGAGCUGCUUGACUUUGGAAACCUGGAUGAGAGUGUGCAAGGUCUGGAACGUUCUCUCUCCAAUGAAGGAACCCUCAACAUUGAAUGCAGCCUUGUGGCUCCUCUGGCUGAAGAAGAAGAAGAUGAAGGUUUUCCUGCUGAUGAAGAGGGGCCACCUGUCCCCAGCCCAAGCCUGUUGUACCAAGACAGCACCAGAACCAGUGAUAACUACUAUUCAGAGGAGGAGCACACAUCUCCAAAUGUGCCAUUUCUUAGGAAGGGAGAAGAAGGAGAGGCCAAUUCUCUGACUUUUUCUACAGAGAGACCUAUAAGUUCCGAAAAACAGCACAUGGAAAGCAUUUACCACACUGUCUCUGAAAUCUUACCCAGUGACAAUGGGGAAGUGGAAGAUCCAAUUUACAGCUUGCCUCCAGAUGUGGAGUCAGACUAUGACCAUGAAGAGUUUGAUGGCAGUGGAGGUGUUGGAAGCACUUCAGCCCAGCCCCUAAAUGGGGGCAGAAUCUUGCACAAUUCUCACAGCAAUGGCAUGGACUCCAACCCUGGGAGUUUGGACUCGUUUCUAGAUAGUGAAGAGGAAGGUGAUGCUUACAUGGACACAGAUGAAGAAUUCUGUGGCGGCCGGGUAACUGUGCUGAACGGGUCAGGGCCAGCCUAUUUUCACAGCUAUCUCUACAUGAAAGGAGGCUUGAUGAACCCCUGGAGACGGCGCUGGUGCGUCCUGAAAAAUGAGGCCUUCAUGUGGUUCCGAGCCAAGCAAGAGGCCUUGAAGUCAGGCUGGCUUUACAAGAAAGGAGGGGGCAUGUCCACACUGUCUCGACGGAACUGGAAGCGGCGCUGGUUUGUUCUGAGAGAGGCCAAGCUGAUGUACUUUGAGAAUGACAGUGAAGAGAAGCUCAAAGGGACGAUUGACAUCAGAAAGGCCAAGGAAAUCGUGGAUAUUCAUGAGAAGGAGAAUGCCCUUGAUAUUGUGACAAAUGAUCGUGUUUACCACAUAGUGGCUGAGUCACCAGAAGAUGCCAGUGACUGGUUUAACAUCCUGAGUCGUGUGCACAGCGCAACGGAGCAGCAGCUGAGGGAAAUGCAGGAUGAACAAGCCAAUCCCAAGAAUGCUGUGGGAACUUUGGAUGUGGGACUUAUCGAUUCUGUCUGUGCUUCCGACAAUCCUGACAGGCCAAAUUCUUUUGUGAUCAUUACAGCAAACCGCGUCAUUCAUUGCAAUAGCGACAUUCCUGAGGAGAUGCACCACUGGAUCUCUCUCUUGCAGAAGCCCAAAGGCGAAUCCAGGGUUGAUGGACAGGAGUUUCUUGUGAGAGGAUGGCUUCAUAAGGAGGUCCAGAACAGCAGCAAGACAUCUUCUCUAAAGGUGAAGAAACGCUGGUUUGUGUUGACUAGCACUGCCCUUGAUUACUACAAAUCAUCCGAGCGCACAGCCACCAAGCUUGGGACUCUUGUGCUCAACAGCCUUUGCUCAGUGGUCCAGCCUGAUGAACGAGUCUUCAAAGAAACAGGUUAUUGGAACAUCACCGUUCAUGGCCGAAAGCACUCAUACCGCCUUUAUACCAAGCUACUGAAUGAAGCCAUGCGCUGGGCCUUUGCCAUCCAAGGAGUCAUUGACAGCAAAGUUCCCAUUGAAACACCCACACAGCAACUUAUUCGUGAUAUUAGAGAAAACAGCAUGAAUCCUGAAGUGGUAGAACAGACCUACCGGAGGAAUCCCAUCCUAAGAUACACCCAGCAUCCCCUGCACUCCCCAUUGUUACCUCUGCCCUACGGAGAUGUUGGGACCAACUUGCAGCAAGAGAAGGGCUACAGCAGCCUCCAAGACGAAGCUAUGAAGAUCUUCAACUCCCUGCAGGAGAUUGAGACGGUGUCUGACCCCAUCCCCAUCAUCCAAGGCAUCUUGCAGACCUGCCAUGACCUCAAGCCCCUCCGUGAUGAGGUCUAUUGUCAGCUGAUCAAGCAGACAAACCAUGUGCCACAGCCCAACAGCCCUGGGAACCUUCACCACUGGCAGCUGAUGACCUGCAUGAGUUGCACUUUCCUCCCCAGCAGGAGAAUUCUACGUUACCUCAAGUUCCAUCUCAGAAGAUUAAAAGACCUCUUCCCAGGCACAGAAAUAGAUCGAUAUUCUCAAUUCAUCAGUGAUUCACUGAAGAGAACCAAAAGCAGGGAAUUUGUCCCCUCCCAGGAAGAGAUACAGGCCCUCAUCACACGGGAGGAGAUGACUACCACUGUUUACUGCCAUGGAGGGGGUUCUUGUCAGAUCACCAUCAAUUCCCAUACCAGUGCAGGAGAGGUAGUGGAGAAGCUGAUCCGAGGACUGGCCAUGGAAGACAGUCGGAACAUGUUCGCCCUUUUUGAACGCAAUAAGCAUGUGGACAAGGCAAUUGAGAGUCGGGUGAUUGUGGCUGAUGUCUUGGCCAAGUUUGAGAGGCUUGCUGGAUCCAUGGGAGAGGAAGAGGAAGGGCACUGGCAGCUGUAUUUCAAACUGUAUUGCUUCCUGGAUGUGGAAAAUGUUCCAAAAGAGGGAGUGGAGUUUGCCUUCAUGUUUGAGCAGGCUCAUGAAAGUCUCAUUGAUGGCCAUUUCCCGGGCUUGGAGGAGACACUGCAGCACUUGGCCGCGCUAAGGCUACAAUAUCUACACGGGGACUGCUCCAAAAUCUCCUGGUCCCUUGACAAUGUCUACCCGGUGAACAGGCUGAAGUCCAAAAUCCUGCAGUCCAUGAAGAGCAGUGGCCCCAGCAGCCAUGCUCUGGAGAGGAGGCGAACCAGUUUCCUGGAGGGCACUCUGAAGCGCAGCUUCAAGGCAGGCUCAGUGAAGAAGCAGAAGGUGGAAGAGGAGCAGAUGAUGGAGAUGUGGGUGAAAGAGGAGCUGUCAGCGGCUCGAGCCAGCGUAGCGGAGAAGUGGAGCAAACUGCACGGGCUACCUCAGCAGCAGGCCAUGGUGGCUUACAUGGCCAUCAUGAAGGAAUGGCCAGGCUAUGGUUCUACCCUCUUCGAUGUUGAGUGUAAGGAAGGUGGCUUCCCAAAUGAUCUCUGGCUCAGUGUCAGCACAGAGAAUGUGUCUGUGUACAAACGGGGGGACCCAAAGCCUCUGGAAACUUUCCAGUAUGAACAUAUUGUCUUCUUUGGAGCUCCGCAGCCCAACACCUUCAAAUUGACUGUGGAUGAGAGAGAGAUGUUCUUUGAAACCCCUCAGGUGGGGGAGAUCAUUAAAAUCAUGAGAGCCUACAUCAACAUGAUCGUGAAGAAAUGCUGCAGCAUCAAGUCAGCUACCAGCCUGGACAGCCGCGCAAGCAUCUGGACGAGGUGAUGAGGCUGAAGAGGACCUUUCGAAAAGACUCACGCCAAGUCCCAGCUGCGUUUGUAGCAAAGUUCCUUUUUUACAGAAACAAAACCCUUCUAACGUAUUGCCUGACAGAGGCAAAACAGGACUCCGGUCCAGAGCAUCCCUAGCGGCAGGUUUUGCUCCUCGGCCAACAGAAUAAUGAAGAAUACUGUAGUUAGCUAUCCCUAGGCCAGGGGUGGCCAACAAUAGCUCUCCGGACAUUUUUUGCCUACAACUCCCAUCAACCCCCAGCCAUGCUGGCUGGGGCUGAUGGGAGUUGUAGGCAAAAAAAACAUCUGGAGAGCUACUGUUGGCUGCCCCUGGCCUAGGCUGUUUGAGCCUGGACUUUCUUUGGAUCCUCUCCUCUGAGGAAGACUCCGUUGCAAAGGCACAGAGAACUCCAGGAGGAAACACUGCCACCUUUCCCAGAGAGAUCUAGACACUGUUUUGUGCAAUAAAAGCAAGCAAGAAAAGGUGGAAAGGUGCUCCUGCCAUUCAGUGAGCAAGAUUUCUACACUGCAGAUGAGAUGAUGGGUUCCAGUUACUUUUUCAGCCAAGCUUUGCAGGGGCAAAGACUGAGUUGCUUCGGUUUUGGUGGUGUUCCCUCGGGGAUCAGCUGCUACUACUGAAUGAACUUCUAUUGGGAUCCUCUCUGUUGGGGCCCUUACAUUGUCAGAAUUACCAUCCCCGGGAGGCUCAGGUGGAACCAAAUCACAAGGUUUCCCAAGCGAUUACAGCUUAAGCAUGAGGUUCUUGCUUGCUGUUAAUGGAGAGUCACACCAAGGCUCAAACCUAGAGCUUUAAGAAAAAAACACCAGCUAUCUCAAGGCUGGGUAUGAAAUGACUUGGCCUUCCCUGGAUCUGUUCUUCCAAGAUCACUGCAGAGGUGAUUUCUUUAGGUGUAUGAUUAGGAAAGGUGCUGUGUACACUAAAAAUUCUUUUAUCUGAUCAGGGAAGAAGAUUCAGUCAGGUUUAUGUGUAUCCAAUUGCAAAGAGGGGAUGUGAUGACUUCUGUCUGCCUCUUCCACUUGUAGCUCUGUGCAGGAGUUUGGGCUGGCAUUGUGCUGCUUCUUUUGCACAGGUUGUUUUCCGUACCGCUGCUGUCACAUCCAAGCGGAGGUAAAAUGGAGGCUGGAUGAAUAGACUUCACCUAUAGCAAGUUUCUUUAGAGCCCUUUGGUUUGCUUUAGAAUCAGUUGUUUGUUUACCUUCUGCAUUAAAAUCAAUUCUGCAGCAAACCCAAGGGGGGGGGAAAUUCUGAAACCCAACACAUGCAAAAUAAGUACACUUAUUUUUGCAUGGUUGACUGUGCACUUUGUGACAGGAAAAGGCAACAGGGCUAUGCAGAGUGCGAGUCCUGCCCCCCAAACCACUGGAAACCCUGCUCUGAUGACUCCCUUACUUCUGAGAUUUUACCAGUUCAUUGCCCGCAUUUUCUCAAACAUUCCGGAAAUUACUGAAAACGCUGAUUCUCAGGAUUCUGUUUAUUGUGCCGACUGCCAAGUUUUGCAUCCGUGGGAUGUGACAGUGGAGUAUGUACGGCCUUUCUGCCACAGUACAAAAAGCAUCACCAUUUCCUCCUUUAGGCAAACUUGUGAAGCAGUUCCCUUCCAGAACUCCAGGUAGAAAAAGCAGUCUGCCAUCUCCAGUCCUCUAUCAGGCCACCUUGGAUUUCAAUGCACCUCCCAUCUUCCUCCAAUAGAACCCAAAGAGCCUUUUUUGUCACAGGAAAUGGUCCUCGACAAAGAAUUUUUCCAAUCAGGGAUCUCUCCCCCCGCACCCCAAGAAUGCAAAUAAAAUAGGACUGUACCUGUCUGAGGAAGUGGUCUGGACACAUUUUCUAUCACCUAUCACCUUCAUUACACACACCACCUCAAUGCCACAGUAAAGAUGGUUAUUCUCAUUGUGGCAAGUGCAGACCUACACCCAACUAUCCUGUGCAUGUUGUGUAGUUACAGAAGCCAGGCUGGACAUAAACAUCUCAUCUCACUUUUAUAGAGCUGUGACAGGGAAAUACUGCCUUAAGACCUUGGUCUGAGUCACAUUAAGACCUCCUUUUUUGUCCUUACCAGGUUAGGGAAGUGGAAUGGAGACUUGGCCAUGCCUGUGUGGUCUAAGAUACAGACAAGAGCCUUCCCAGUCCACCCCACCCACCCACCCCAUUCCUGGCCCUGUACUACUAUGUCCUGGCCUCAUGGGUGGCUGCAGGCAGCUGAAACCCAAUUUGGGAAUGUAACUUCCAUUAGUACUAUUGCAGAGGUCCUUCUGCUCUUUUGUUGUCGUCGUUUAAUUUGUAACUGGCUUUACAAGAUGAAGGUUUAAUAAAUUAUUGGAUUGCGUAAUUA